Messenger RNA from Ostertagia ostertagi, 486 nucleotides. Lineage: Eukaryota; Metazoa; Nematoda; Chromadorea; Rhabditida; Trichostrongylidae. The record is from the annotation of a GenBank genome assembly.
AUGCAUGGCGCUCUUCCGCAUUCUCCGUUACAUCUGCGCGCUCUGGCCGACGUUGAAGAGCGUGUCUCGCAAGGGCACGUGCAUGAAGUUUCCAAUGUCAAGCCGUGGCACAUGUUUAGGAUUAUGAAUGUCCGGGAAACUCGUCUCGCAACUCUGAUCGCUCAUGUAAUGAUACUAUUCUCUACGUAUUAUUUAAUACCAUAUCCUCUUCAAUUGAUUCCCACAUCGGUACUGCAUGGACUAUUCCUGUACAUGGCACUCACAUCGCUGUCUGGCAAUGAGAUGUUUGAGCGAUUACUGCUACUCAUUACUGAGCAGCAAGCCUACCCGCCCACGCAUUACAUUCGAAAGGUUCCUCAACGAAAAGUUCAUCUGUUCACCGCUUGUCAACUUCUCCAACUGAUUAUACUGUGCGCGUUUGGCUUCUCUCCAUAUCCGUUCAUCGAGAUGGUCUUCCCUAUCGUGUGUUUCUUUUUCCUGCCAAUC